Molecule: messenger RNA, 480 nt
Organism: Clonostachys solani
Lineage: Eukaryota; Fungi; Ascomycota; Sordariomycetes; Hypocreales; Bionectriaceae
Source: the annotation of a GenBank genome assembly
AUGUCAAUCACAAAAUUCUGGGGAGACGUCCACCCCCCAGCUGCUUUUUUCGGGCUCCAUCAACGAGCACUCAAAUUCCACGACAAGACGCCCGAACACGAAUCCCUUUACUUCGAGACAGCCCUGGGUUUGGCUCUUGGCAUCGCUAUCCCCCUCGGCGCCUUACCCAUCGCCAAGAGCUUGUGUGACCGGGUAUCUCCUGCAUCAGUAGCGUCGAGCAUGAACGGGGGCGCUUUCAAACGGCUCAAGCGCGGCAUCACCGCCGAUCCAUCUUUCUCCAAGAGGGGAGCGAUGCAUAUUGGCUGCCCAUACCAGGCAACAAACUCUAUCAUGCAGGCCCCUCGUCUGCCACGGUUGGACGUCUUGUGGCGAGCUGCAGAUCGAUGCCAGAACCAAGCAGCACAGGGUUACACGGCGCGAUGCGCCCACGUCGAAGCUAGAAAGGUUGAUGUGGCUUGCCUGACGGGCGUUCGUCAGUGA